Messenger RNA from Caretta caretta (loggerhead turtle), 2080 nucleotides. It is a transcript of the gene ATG12, whose product is annotated as autophagy related 12. NCBI's taxonomy places the organism in Eukaryota, Metazoa, Chordata, Testudines, Cheloniidae. Gene Ontology annotation, molecular function: Atg8-family ligase activity. The record is from RefSeq and is a predicted model, not a curated record. Gene Ontology annotation, biological process: autophagosome maturation; protein lipidation involved in autophagosome assembly; glycophagy. Gene Ontology annotation, cellular component: cytoplasm; autophagosome membrane; phagophore assembly site membrane.
CCUUACUUGCCUGUAAGCAAUAUGGCGGAAGUGGAGAAGCAGCUACCGCUCUCUCCUCAGGAUGGUAGCCGAGGCGAGUGUGGAGAAGAGCGCCCGAAUGGGGGAACUGCGGUGGGGGUUGCCGAGCCGGCUCCCCCUUCAGCCGGCUCCCCGGUGACCGAGGAACCCGCCGAGGACACCAAGAAGAAAAUUGACGUCCUGCUGAAGGCUGUGGGGGACACGCCGAUCAUGAAGAACAAGAAGUGGGCCGUGGAGAGGACCCGCACCAUCCAGGGGCUCAUUGACUUCAUCAAAAAGUUCCUCAAGCUGGUGGCCUCGGAGCAGCUGUUUAUAUAUGUGAAUCAGUCCUUUGCUCCUUCUCCAGACCAGGAAGUUGGGACACUCUAUGAGUGUUUUGGAAGUGAUGGCAAACUUGUACUGCAUUACUGCAAAUCUCAAGCGUGGGGAUGAAUGGUAAGCAGCCACUGAUGCAUAGGACUGCUGGCCUUCAGAAAGGAAAAGGGCUCUGAUAAUCUUCAGAAACCAUGCCCAUGGACAUGCUGAAGAGAAUUGUACAUUACUGCCUAUGAAUUUAUUUUAUUCUGUGCAUUUAUGUACAAAAUGAUGCAGAUGACUUGCAUAAAAGAAGAGCUACAUAGGCUUUUCAGCCACGUAAUUCUUUCUUCAUUGUGUCAUUUGUGGUAUGGAAAUAAUUUUGCAUGUGCCAUCUGUAGAAUAGAGCCAUCUUUCCUGCUGCAGAGCUCCUUGGUUGCCACAUAUGAAAGGACAUUAUUUCAUGCCUUGUGAACUGCAUAACUCUCCAUUGCUCUGAAUGCUGUAUUGAGGAUUUAGCUUCCCUUUAUUAGGAGGGAUAUUUAUUGCACAUGUGCACAGGGAUUUAGUUUACGUCUGACAUAAUGUUCAUCUCUAUGUGCAGUUUACUCUUACGUGUUGUGAAGUCUUUACUUUGAAUGCGUAGUGUCUCUCUUAUGCCUCACUUCAGGCAAGUAUUUUAUAGUGUUUUGUCUCAUAAGUAACCUAUAUAAACAGUUGCACACAAGGUAGAAGAUGUAUUGUCAUAGCAUAUAGUCUCUCACACCUUAAGCUAUGUGAGUAUCUGAUACAACUGCAUUUCUUGAACUAUUUUUUUUAAUAAAAUGUCUAAUUUUUUCCUUUAGCAAUAGCAAGACACAUGCUUCUCAGCUUUUUCUUAAUUGUUUCAUAUUUUCACGAAAGCUAUAAUAUGCUUGGGAAAAUGUCCCUGGCAGCUCUCACCCACCAGUAACAGCAGAAAGAGAGUGACCCAGCUAUUGACUCUUUCAGUUCCGUGGAAAUAGAUGUUGGAUGGCUAAAGCCUACUGUAAGCCUGCUUCUACUUGUGCUCCUGGUCCCCUGCUUCAUCUGCUGUAUCGUCACUGUUCCAUCAAAAGAAAUGCAACACCACUUAGGGACAUUUUUACAACUGUCACAAAGUAAUCACAGGAAGUGGCUCUCCUGAAGAGGACUUACUACCACAAUAAUGGAAAGAAGGAUACUGAGUCUCCAUCCCACCCAUGCACUGACAUCUGCCCUGUAUGGGAAAGGAGGUUUGCCAAACAGCUCUGUUUAGGGAUGGGCAAAGGCUUAAUCAAGUUCCUCUACCAAAUAACUUCCCCUGUUAUUAACAUGAAGGAAUACUAAAGAAUUAUCUGCAGCCUGCUGAUCUAUUAAUAUGUGAUUGUAAAUUUGGCUGCUUGCUAAUAUAUGCUACCCAAAAGUGUGGCUACAUCCUCUGCAUGCAUAAUUUUUGUUCUCUUUAGGAUGUUUUAAUAAACUCGGUAUUUUUUUCAUAUUGAAAGCUAAAUCAAAAUUCUUUGAUUUCAGCUAAUCAAGUUGCAACCAACUCUAAUUUAUGCAAAUGUGUUGAUUAAUUAAGUGUGUGUCUGUGUUUAGAUGAUCAGAAUUCUGAAGGUUUAUGAAUAGGUGUGUUCUAAAUCUGUUUCCAAAUGAAUUAUUUUAGUGAUAAUUACUACAUUUUUAGAAAACUGGUAUAAUACCCAAGGUUAUAACUCCUUAUUUAUGGAAUGAUGUCUUCCAAUAAAUACAAAAACAUUCUAGAACA